AUGCGCGCGGGGCAGGGUACAAAGGGCGCGGCGGCGGCUCCUGCGCACAGCGACGCGGCCGGGCAAGAUGGCGCUCUGUUUCCCCUGCAGGACAAAGAGAAGAAAAAGAAGGAGAGCAUCUUGGACCUGUCCAAGUACAUCGACAAGACGAUCCGAGUGAAGUUCCAGGGAGGCCGAGAAGCCAGUGGAAUCCUGAAAGGGUUUGACCCGCUGCUCAACCUCGUGCUGGAUGGCACCAUCGAGUACAUGAGAGACCCCGACGACCAGUACAAGCUCACGGAGGACACCCGGCAGCUGGGCCUGGUGGUGUGCAGGGGCACCUCCGUGGUGCUCAUCUGCCCACAGGACGGCAUGGAAGCCAUCCCCAACCCCUUCAUCCAGCAGCAAGACGCCUAGCGGCCCAGGCCGCCCCGCCCCGCCCCGCCCCGCCCCGCCCCGCCCCGCCCCCAGGACUCGGGCCACCCGUGGGAAUGGAACUUGCCUUUUUGUAUAGCUUAUGUUUUUGUUUUCUUUAUAAAAUUGCAAACCUCAAGUGUCCAGGA
Molecule: messenger RNA, 542 nt
Organism: Physeter macrocephalus (sperm whale)
Lineage: Eukaryota; Metazoa; Chordata; Mammalia; Artiodactyla; Physeteridae
Gene: LSM7
Product: LSM7 homolog, U6 small nuclear RNA and mRNA degradation associated
Exons: 4
Coding region: 1-396 (131 amino acids)
Biological process (GO): mRNA splicing, via spliceosome; nuclear-transcribed mRNA catabolic process
Cellular component (GO): Lsm1-7-Pat1 complex; U12-type spliceosomal complex; spliceosomal tri-snRNP complex
Molecular function (GO): RNA binding
Source: RefSeq, a predicted model, not a curated record